Hordeum vulgare subsp. vulgare (domesticated barley) is the source of this 609-nucleotide messenger RNA. RefSeq lists its product as uncharacterized. The coding region runs from base 83 to 415 and encodes 110 amino acids. The transcript has 2 exons. Lineage: Eukaryota; Viridiplantae; Streptophyta; Magnoliopsida; Poales; Poaceae. The record is from RefSeq and is a predicted model, not a curated record.
CUCCCGUCGCCCCACCCACCCCAACCAAAGCCCACUUGUCGCCCCCCACCUUGCCUUCCCCGCGAGGCGACCGACGCGGAGGAUGUGCGAGGGGCGGCGCCCCGGCCACGCGACCCGGCCGCCGUGGGCGCUGGCGGCGGAGCUGCGGCGGAGGGAGGCCGCGGCGGACGCGCGGCUGGCGGCGGCGCGGGCGCGGCUCGCCGAGGCGCUGGCGGAGCUGGAGCGGGCCCGGGCGCGCGCCGCCGAGCUGCAGCGCCGCCUGGAGGAGAACUACGGCAAGCGGCGCCGGCUCAAGCGGGUGGUGGCCGCCACCCGCUUCCGGAUCCACGAGACCCGCGCGCUCCUCCACGACCACCAGGACCCGCAGCCGCCUCCGCUGCAGCAGCUCCCCGCCGAAUCCGAUCCCACCUCCUAGGCCGCUGGGUGACGUCCUGCGCCGAAGGCCGACGAGAUCGGCGGCAGACUGCUAGCCUACACAGCUACUGAUUUCAUUCCCCUUUCUUCUUCUUCUUUCCGCAUCGGAAGCUAGCUAGUAGCCCUAGUAGCUAGCCUCUGUAAUACGAAUGUUCCAUGGAACAUCAAUCAAUCAAUCAAAGGCGGCUUGUCGUA